AUGGCGGACCUGGCCACAACCACCAAGCUCGAGCCGGACUCGCAGCUGUUGCUCGACCAGCCCUUGCUCCGACUGCCGCACGAACUGCUGCGCAAGAACUUGAAGACCGCCCAGCGACAUAUCGAACAGGCGAACAAGAACAUCACCAAGGAUGUACAGGCUGUAGUUAGCCAGAAACCAGAUCAGGCACUGGCGUCGCUCGAUACUACUCUUGCCAAAGCCCAGAACCUGAAGCGAAAGCUCGAACAGCUGUGCGAGGAAGAACAGAACCUACAGCGACAGCAGCGACUCCGAAUCGACCAUCUCCAACGAUUACACGAGAUCCCGAGUUUAGUCGAUGUCAAGUACGACACAUGGGCACAUACCCGGCUGGACCGACUUCUCGUCGACUAUCUGUUGAGGCAGGCCUACACUGAAUCUGCCAGAAACCUUGCCAAAGAGAAGAACAUCGAGGAUCUCGUUGAUGUAGACGUGUUUGAGGAGUGCCGAAGGAUCGAGAAGAGCUUGCUGGAGGGAAGGACGAAAGAGGGUCUAUCGUGGUGUAGUGAGAAUAAGCAGCCACUGAAGAAGAUUAAUAGCAAUUUGGAGCUGGAGCUUCGCCUGCAAGAGUUCAUCGAGCUCGCACGGAGCGGGGACCUGAAGAACCAGGUCGAGGCAAUCGUUCAUGCAAGGAAACAUCUCUCAAACGGGCAAGACACCGAGUUUGGCUUGCGAGCCGGUGGUCUCCUUGCACAUCCGCCAGAUACGCUCGUUGAACCAUACAAGCUUAUGUACAGCCCCGAGCGCUACACGCACCUCGCCCAUCAAUUCAUCAGAACGCAUCACGAACUCUUCGCUCUACCGUCACAACCACUUCUUCACAUCGCUCUCUCGGCAGGCCUCUCAGCGUUGAAGACACCAAGCUGUCACUCGCAAUAUGCUCUGCAGGCCAAUGCGAACACUGGAGCACCCGUGUGCCCGAUCUGCAGUACAGAACUGAACGAUCUGGCCAGAAACGUUCCUUAUGCUCAUCAUACGAAGAGCUACAUGGAAGACGAUCCUGUUGUCUUACCGAAUGGCCGCGUCUUCGGUCGAGAUCGACUGAAGAGGCUGAAUGAGAAGCUAGGCACCAAGGCUGGGAAGAUCCGCGAUCCAACAGAUCUGGACAAUGAAUGGGACGAGAAAGAGUUGAAGAAGGUCUACAUUUCGUAG
Fulvia fulva is the source of this 1191-nucleotide messenger RNA. RefSeq lists its product as uncharacterized. Gene Ontology annotation, cellular component: GID complex; nucleus; cytoplasm. Lineage: Eukaryota; Fungi; Ascomycota; Dothideomycetes; Mycosphaerellales; Mycosphaerellaceae. The coding region runs from base 1 to 1191 and encodes 396 amino acids. The transcript is spliced from 2 exons. Gene Ontology annotation, biological process: proteasome-mediated ubiquitin-dependent protein catabolic process. Gene Ontology annotation, molecular function: protein binding; ubiquitin protein ligase activity. The record is from RefSeq and is a predicted model, not a curated record.